Drosophila innubila is the source of this 3235-nucleotide messenger RNA. RefSeq lists its product as uncharacterized. The coding region runs from base 348 to 3089 and encodes 913 amino acids. The transcript has 5 exons. The record is from RefSeq and is a predicted model, not a curated record. Gene Ontology annotation, molecular function: protein binding. Lineage: Eukaryota; Metazoa; Arthropoda; Insecta; Diptera; Drosophilidae.
AUUCGGCGACAUUGAAGAAACAUUGUCGGUUGAUCGCGCUAAGUGUAAUAGAUUUUAAAUUCCCAUAAUAAAAUGUAGAGUUUUGUUUAAAGGUCGCAAGUAAAACACCUGACAAUGCUUGAAUAAAUGACAAGUUUUUGUAAAUAAAUUGUUAACUUUUAUUUAACAAAAAUAAUAUAUUCAAUAUACUCAUAAUAAUAUUUGUUCAAAUGAGUGUUGUUCUCCAGUGUUUGGUGCUCUAAUUUCGACUUCCCCAACCACGAAUCGCCAACCACAUCGAUAAGAUAAGCACUAACGGUGUGUGUAACUUCGGGUCUUUGGAAAAUCAUAACAAAUUUGAAGCAGACAUGGCUUACCUGAGAUUGCUUUGGCAGAUGCUUGUCCUUGUAGUAGGACUGAUGACUGGUGAAAUUACCGGUGUGGAGUGUCCGGCGUCCUGUAAGUGCAGCUGGAUAGUCGACAGUCUGUACGCGAACUGUUCCGGCCGUGGACUGAGCGUCUUUCCCAGCUUCGACAAUGUGCCUGUGGAGCAUUUGGAUUUGUCGAACAACAGAUUCAGUUCGUUUCCACGACAGUACGCAGAUAUGGACUCGCUGUUGUUUCUGGAUCUGUCGGACAACCGUAUAGAUAAACUGGAUAAGAAUGCGUUAAUUGGUUUCACAUCGCUGCGAACUUUGCUGUUGGCCAACAACUCAAUAACCAGCUGGACAGAUAUUCAUCCCAAUGAGGCCUUUAAGUAUGCGCCAAGUCUGAAGCGUCUUAGCCUAAGUGGCAAUCGUCUAGGCAGCUUUGGAGGCUCCGAUGUUGGCCAACAGCUCAGCAGUCCAUCUCUCUCCGAGCUGGACCUUUCAAUGGCCCAAAUCAGCUUUGUUGGCAGCAGUUUGUCGGACAAUCAGCUGCCCAACCUGGAGCAAGUGUCCCUGGCCAACAAUCACUUGACCCAAUUGAUGCAUUUUCCCUACGACAGCGUGAGAAAACUCGAUUUGAGUAACUGCAGCCUGCAGCGACUCAGUGCGUCCUUUUUCGAGGCACUGCCCAGUCUGGAGUCCUUAAAUCUGUCCCGAAAUACGGCUCUGCAGAUUGUGGAUGAUCUCAUUUUAGCCCCCGAGCUGAGGAAACUGGAUGCGUCCUACUGCAACCUCGAUGAGCUUGAUCUCAGUGGCUUUCCCGCUCUCACCGAGGUGCGUUUGAGAGGCAACCUUUUGAGAUCUGUGGAUGCCCGAAGCUUUGCCAAUAAUACACUGCUCGAGCUGGUCGAUCUGUCCGAGAAUGUCCUGCGUCUGAUUGGGAAUGAAGCCUUUAGUCCGCUAAAGCGACUUAAGCACUUGAAUCUGGCCUACAAUGAGAUUGCCUAUCUGGAUCGCAAUCUGAUCCGUGGCAAUGAUGUCCUAAUGGAGCUCAAUCUGAGUCGCAACAUCAUCCAGAAGCUGACGAAGAUCGUCUCCAACUCGGUGCGUCACAUCAACAUGAGUUGGUGUGAAAUCACCGCAAUUGAGAGCACCGCUUUAUCCGGAUUAUCCGUCAUACAGCAACUCGAUCUAUCCAAUAAUUUGAUCAGUGAUAUUCCCAAUCAAAUGCAGUCCGAAACUCUGCAGUAUCUGAAUUUGGCCAACUGCAGGCUUUCCACCAUUCGAAACAAUAGUUUUCGAGGUUUUCCAGAACUAGCGGAUUUGCAUUUGAAUGGCAAUCGAUUGACGAAUCCCAUUCCUCCUUCCUAUUUUCGAGGCAAUAAGUUUCUGGAUCAAAUCUGGCUAGGCGACAAUCCCUGGAUAUGCGAAUGCCAAGAUCCAUUAUUCAUAGAAUUCUAUGAAUUUCUCACAGUGAAACCACAAAAAAUCAAGGAUCGUUAUCAUCUGCGCUGUGGUUCCCCGCCAAUCUACUAUGGCAAGAUGUGGGAUUAUGCCUGUAUAACCGACUGGACAGCCAGUACCCGCAGCAGCAGCGGGGAGAAGGUGUGGUCCACGGUAAUGCUCAGCAUUCUGGGCAUCGGUCUAUUGGCCAUUUUAUACGGAUGUUGCCAGAAGAUAAUGCGCAAGCAAAAGGAGCGCAGCAAUCGCAGGGAAUAUGACGAAAAUCACGAUGAACUGCGUCGCAUACGGGAUCUCAAUGAACGCAUGCUGCGGGAAGAGUCUUCCACAACGCUGCAACAGGCGCAGGAGAUUAGUCUUCUGCCCUCCUACGAAGACGCCUUGCUGAUGCCAAAGUUGGAGCGACCUGUGAAGUCCAUGUUGGACCUGACUGUCACGGAACGAGCACGCAAGAAUCUGCGACGUUCCCAGACACAGCCGGAGGGGGGAGAACAGUCCGCCGGAGAGGAGGAGCUGCAGCUGGACAACCGUCAAAGAUUCCGCAGCGUGGAGAUGCUCUCAAAUCGGGACAAAGAGAGAACGGCUCAUUAUGGACCCUAUAGACGCACUGGACACAUGGAGUACAACACUCAGUCGGGCAGUCGACGGUUUAGCAUUGAGGAAUCCCGCUUUCCGGCUGCCCAUCUGAAGACCCAUAAUCUGCAGAGUGCCGAGCAGAUUGGCAACUUUCAGAGCUACGAGAACAGUCCGUACACGAAGCGUAAGCCGAAGAUAGCCGAGAUUCCGCCCUUCAAGCGGCUCAAUAUGAUGGCCGACAGUGUCGAGUUCCUCACCGAUCCCGAGUACGAGGAUUUGGGCAGUAAACCCGGCAGUCCCUUUGCCAAGAGGAAGCCCAAGACGCCGAUUAAGGUCACUGUACAGGUGUAUCCCUGUCAAGUGGCAGCUGGUGCACUUGCUCCGGCUGUAGAGGAUUACUUUAAGCGUGCUCCGUCCUCGUCCACCAUUGCCAGCGAUUUCCAGGAGCUGGCCGAACAGGAUCUCGUCUCGCUGCCCGACGACAAUCGAUCAAAUGUCUCCACCUCCGGUGCCGAACUGGACGUGGAGCAGGGCAAGCGAAAGCGGCGGAAGAACUCGGCCAGUCGUCGGGUCAGCGGCAAUUUCAGCGCUGCUGCUGCCGCCGCCGAUGGCAGCUCCUCUUCGUCCGGCGGAGAAGGAGAAGGGGAAGGGAAGGGAGAACGUCUUAUUCCAGUGCACAAACCCAUGCGAGAAACUCUAUUUUAAGCCAGCAAACGACAAAGCAUACUUAAUAAUCCUUUCAUUUGUUAAACUUAACUACAUACAUAUAUUGUAAAUAACUCUUAAGACUUAUUUAAACUAAAUCAUGUAACGGUCGUACUUUAAAUACACGUCAAAGUGUGCCCAGACAA